AUGACAGACGCAUCCAACACGCCGCCCGUGUCUGGAGUUGCGACCACCUCCACUGAUGGGUCGAAGAAGAGCGACAAGCGGAGCCCAGGCUCGUCUGCGGCCAGCCUGACGACAGUCCUCACCCUGAUCGCCAUCUGCCUGCUUGCCACAGCAGUCCGGCUUUUCUCGGUGAUCAAGUACGAAAGUGUCAUCCAUGAGUUCGAUCCAUACUUCAACUACCGUGUCACACGGUACCUGACGGAGGAGGGCUUCACCAAGACCUGGAACUUCUUCGACUCCUUCACCUGGUACCCAUUGGGCCGCAUCGUGGGAGGAACCAUGUACCCUGGCCUGAUCUUCACUGCUGGCUUGAUAUGGAAGGUUCUGCAGGCACUGCGCAGCCCCAUCCACAUCCAGGAGAUCUGCGUGUUCAUGGGCCCGCUCUUCUCCGGCCUGUGCGCCCUGGCGACCUUCUUCUUCAUGCGCGAGGUACGCGGUGACGGGGCCGGGCUGGCCUCCGCCGCCUUCAUCGCCAUCAUCCCCUCCUACAUCUCGCGCUCCGUGGCCGGAUCCUACGACCUGGAGUCCAUUGCCAUCGCCGCCCUGGUCACCGUCUUCUUCCUCUACGUCAAGACCCUGAACACGGCGAGCCUGAGGUGGGCCACCGCCCUCUUCUUCGGCUACCUCUACAUGGUGGCCUCCUGGGGAGGGUACAGCUUCAUCGUCAACUUGCUGCCCAUCCACUGCCUGGCCAGUAUUGUGCUGGGCCGGGUGAGCACCGGCCUCUACGUGGCCUACGCGCCCUUUGCCAUCCUGGGGGCCCUGGCGGCACUGAACAUCCCCGUCAUCGGCUUCAACGCGGUCCUGAUGAGCGAGCACUUUGCGUCCUUUGCCGUCUUUGGCAUCCUGCAUGCCGCAUUUGCCAUCAAGUGGAUCAAGGAGACGCUGCCGCCACGAACGUACGAGGCGGCCAAGCGCGUCGUGUGGACCGUCGGCACGGCCGUGGCUGGCGUGAUCCUGGUGCUGGUCACCGGGUACGUCACUGCCUCCCCCACCUUUGGCUGGACAGGCCGCAGCCUGUCGCUGCUGGACCCCACCUACGCCUCCAAGUACAUCCCCAUCAUCGCCAGCGUGAGCGAGCAUCAGCCCCCGGCGUGGAGCUCGUACUACAACGACCUGCACCUGGUUACGCUGCUGGCGCCCGCCGGCCUGGUCGCGGCCUUCACGCCGCUCACCGACGCCUCCUUGUUCCUGGUGCUCUACGCCGUCACCGCCGUCUACUUCUCCGGGGUCAUGGUCCGGCUCAUGCUGGUGCUGGCCCCCGCCGCCGCCUGCCUGGCGGGGCUGGCGCUGUCCGAGGCGCUGUCCUACCUCUUCCGCUCCGUGCGUGCCGAGGGGGAGGCGGUGCUGGCGGCCAGCGGCAGCGCCGCCGAAGCGUCCGGCGCGGCCUCCCCCGGCGUCGCGCCGCCGGCCCCCGCCGAACGCUCGGCCGCCAGGAAGGCGGCGCGCGCCGCCGGCCGGGCGCGGUCCGCCCCCGACGCCGGCGCCUGGAUGGCGCCAGGGUCGAGCGCGCGGGCGCUGCCGCGCGACGUCGCCUGGGUGGCGCUGGCCGGCCUCUUCUACGCCCUCGCUCUCUACGUCCGCCACUCGGUGUACAUCGCGGGCGAGCACUACUCCGCGCCCUCCAUCGUGCUGCAGACCCGGCAGCGCGACGGCUCCAUCAAGGUGUUUGACGACUUCCGGGAGGCCUACUCCUGGCUGAGCCACAAUGUCCCCGCCGACGCCAAGGUUGCCUCCUGGUGGGACUACGGCUACCAGACCACAGCCAUGGCCAACCGCACCGUCAUCGUGGACAACAACACCUGGAACAACACCCACAUCGCCACGGUGGGGCGUGCCAUGGCCCUCCCAGAGAAGGCCUCCUCCGAGGUCUUCAGGUCCCUCGAUGUGGAGUAUGUGUUUGUCGUCUUCGGCGCCUUCAUCGGGCGAGUGCUUGGGGUUGGGAGGGGGUACCCCUCCGACGACAUCAAUAAGUUCCUGUGGAUGGUGCGCAUCGGCGGCGGCGUCUUCCCGGACAUCAAGGAGCGGGACUACCUGAACAGGGGCCAGUACCGCGUCGACAGCACCGCCCCCAAGGCCAUGCUGGACUCCACCAUGUACAGGCUGUCGUACUAUCGCUUUGCGGAGACGGGGCCCCUGUUUGGGAUGCCCUACGGCUACGACCGCGUGCGGCAGCAGACCAUUGGCCUGCCUGACUUCAAGCUGAAGCAUUACGAGGAGGUGUUCACCUCCGAGCACUGGAUGGUCCGCGUCUACCGCGUGCUGCCGGAGCCCAACCGCGAGGUCCGCCUGCCAAACCCAAACAGGGUCAAGGCGCAGCGUGGUGCCAAGGUCAAACCCAGGCGGCCCUCUGGUGACCCCACCUCCAUGCCGUCCAAGACCAGGCAGUGA
This is a messenger RNA of Auxenochlorella protothecoides, 2430 nucleotides long. RefSeq names its product Dolichyl-diphosphooligosaccharide-protein glycosyltransferase subunit STT3. Lineage: Eukaryota; Viridiplantae; Chlorophyta; Trebouxiophyceae; Chlorellales; Chlorellaceae. Bases 1 to 2430 code for a protein of 809 amino acids. The record is from RefSeq and is a predicted model, not a curated record. The transcript is spliced from 14 exons. Gene Ontology annotation, cellular component: membrane. Gene Ontology annotation, molecular function: oligosaccharyl transferase activity.